Molecule: messenger RNA, 7897 nt
Organism: Chelmon rostratus (copperband butterflyfish)
Lineage: Eukaryota; Metazoa; Chordata; Actinopteri; Chaetodontiformes; Chaetodontidae
Gene: jade2
Product: jade family PHD finger 2
Exons: 14
Coding region: 131-2926 (931 amino acids)
Biological process (GO): regulation of transcription by RNA polymerase II
Cellular component (GO): histone acetyltransferase complex
Source: RefSeq, a predicted model, not a curated record
ACUGAACUAGUGCUAAACCCUGCGCUGUAAAACUACAUGUGCCUGGCUCCCAAUGAUCUCCUAAUCUCUGGGAAUCGCCCGCCGUCCAGGAUUGAGGACGCCUCUGCACCCGAAGCUGACUGCGAUCAAGAUGGAGAGCGAAAAGAAGAGGAGAAAAUACUCCACGAGCAGCAACGACUCCGACACCACCGACAGUCAGGUGACGUCGUGGUCCAGGUCAUCCAAGAAUACAGGCACCAGCAGCACAUGGGUCCGCCUCCAGCACAAGAAGCCAUCAGAGGUGUUUCGUACCGACUUCAUCACGGCCAUGAAGCUGCCGGACUCGGCCCAGCUCGGCCCGGACGACUUCUAUGUGCUCUCGGACCCAUGGAGACAAGAGUGGGAGAAAGGGGUACAGGUCCCUGCCAGCCUGGAGGCCAUACCAGAGCCUGUGGUCAGGUCGCUGCCGGAGUCGACGGGCGGCCUGUGCAACAGCCGGCAGGAGAGCGGCCCGCAGCCUCCGCCCACCCAGCGCUACAGCUGCUAUGACCUGGACGACCUGGACGUCACCUGGCUGGAGCUGGUCAACCACGAGUUCAGACAGAUGGCACUGCCAGAGCUGGACGAGCUGACGAUGGAGUGUGUUCUGGUCGAGCUGGAGAGCGUGUGCGAGGAGAAGAUGCGGCAGGCCAUCGAGACGGAGGAAGGCCUGGGCAUCGAGUACGACGAGGACGUGGUGUGCGACGUCUGCCGCUCGCCAGAGGGAGAGGACGGCAACGAGAUGGUGUUCUGCGACAAGUGCAACGUCUGCGUCCAUCAGGCGUGUUACGGGAUCCUGAAGGUGCCCCAGGGGAACUGGCUGUGUCGGACCUGCGCUCUGGGCGUCCAGCCCAAAUGUCUGCUCUGCCCUAAGAGAGGGGGGGCCCUCAAGCCCACCCGCAGUGGAACCAAGUGGGUCCACGUCAGCUGUGCCUUAUGGAUCCCUGAGGUGAGUAUAGGCUGUCCGGAGAAGAUGGAGCCCAUUACCAAGGUGUCCCACAUCCCCGCCAGCCGCUGGGCUCUGUCCUGCAGCCUGUGUCGAGAGCACACAGGAACCUGCAUACAGUGCUCCAUGCCCUCCUGUAUCGUGGCCUUCCAUGUGACGUGCGCCUUCGACCACGGCCUGGAGAUGAGGACCAUCCUGGCAGAGAACGAUGAGGUGCGCUUCAAGUCCUUCUGCCUGGAGCACAGCUGCACCGCCAGCAACAGUAGUGCAGCCAUCAACAACGCCUCCAGUUUGACCAGUGUGAGCAACGGCAACCACACCGCUUCCACCACCAACGGAGCACUCAGUGCAUCCAGACCUGACUGGGCCACCACGGGCGUCGGUUCUGAGCUCCGGCCUGACCAGCAGCACCAGCCAAACAGCGGUGGUGACCCGGAGCAGAGGUCGAUAUUGUACCCGGUUUCGGUGUCGGCGUCUGAGCGAGCUGAGCGGGACCUGCUGGAGAGAGAGAAGGUGAGCCAGAGGAAGCAGAAGCUCCAGGAGCUUGAGGAUGAGUUUUACCGACUGGUGGACCCCAGGGAGGUGGCCGAGAACCUGGCGCUGCCCGUCUCACAGGUGGACUUCUUAUAUCAAUUCUGGAAGUUGAAGAGGAAGGCCAACUUUAAUCGACCCCUGGUGACCUUAAAGCGGGACGAGGUGGACAACCUGGCCCAGCAGGAGCAGGACGUCCUCUACAGACGCCUCAAACUCUUCACACACCUCCGACAAGACCUGGAGAGGGUGCGUAACCUGUGCUACAUGGUGACACGGAGGGAGAAGAUGAAACACACCCUGUGCGACCUCCAGGAGAAGAUCUUCGACCUGCAGAUUCAACUACUGGAAGAGGACAUUGCUGGAGAGAAAGCCCAGAAGGGAGAAAAGAGGAAGCAGAAUGGAGUGAAGGAGAAAGGGAAGGAGAGGAGGAAGAGUAGUCCUGAGAAGAAAAAGGAGAGAUUGAAGUCAGAGAACGGCUCCCUGCUAAAAGAGCUAGGUCUGUCAAAGUCCUUCCCAUUGGACAACUCUUUGUUCGACAGCUGGCUCGCCCAGUCGGUUCAGAUCACCGCCGAUGACAUGCUGAGCCAGUGGGCUCUGGGCGCCCAACAUCGGGACAAGAGCGGCAGCCUCCUCUCCGACCAGCUCCUGCAGGGCGAGGAGAGCCUGCUCAACCUGAUGAUGGAGAACUCAAUGCAGUCCACCUGGAAAACACCACAGCUGGGACGCAAACCGCGAGGCAGCAACAAGCCCCGCGCUCGUGGACACCCGCCGUCCGCCGCCCCCAACCAGCCCCAGACGCUCCUGUCUGCAGCGGCUGCCUCCGCCGCCUGCAGCCCCUCCACUGCAAAGAGCCUCUGGGCGAGCGCGGCGGAGGAAAAGCCCAGCCAUGUGGUCCGGAAAGGGGAAAGGUCCCGGAGCUCUUCCAAGGCCCUGCACCACCACCUUCAUCACCACCAGACCAGGAGCUCUGACCUGCACAGGGACCCUCCGCCGCAGCCACCCAUCUCCAAAAUGGAUUCCUGUCACAUCUCGGAGGACUCCGGCCGGUGGGACAACAUCCACACAGGGAACGGUGUUGCAUCAGGGGCCGGAUCUGGUUUCACUGCAAGCUCGUCUCCACCUCCCGCCUCCAGCCCCGGGAACACAGUGCCCGACACAGGGGCGAUCCUGCGUGGCGGGGCGCCGCGGCUCCGUCUGUCCCGCCAGGGUAAAUCCAGAGGUAGGAGCUACAGUGGAGGGCUGGAGUCUGUGGACCUCCCACUCACAGGAAAGGACACGUCCCUGCUGGACGCUGCCGAGACUGACGGGUACUUCUCUGACGGCGAGCAGAGUGAUACGGACACACGUUCUGGCGGACGCAAACUCCGCUUGCCGCAGUUGCAUUCUGGGAACGAGGACCUGCUGAGAAGGAGCGUGCUGGCAUCCUAAAGCACUGAGACUCCAACUAACACACACACACACACACACAAACACACAGUUAUCCAAGCAGAGUCCCACUGGCUAAUUGUUUCUCCAUCUGUGCCCAGUAUACAGUCUACAAAACACGGCUGUAUGGCUUUGUUCAACCAAAUCCCCGUCACAUUUACCCGUGGAAAAUCUCUUCAGCUCUUACCUGCUUUGUUUUUGGGGUGAAUUUGAAUGUAGCUGUUUGCCUGUCGUACAGUAAAGCUUCUCCACCGGACCGUAGUUUGUCGUCAGCUUACCACAAAAUGCGAUGCAUUCAACAAAUAGGAAACAAACAUUACCUGUAGUCUUUUUUUUGUUUGUUUUGGAUUUCAGAUUCAUUUUGUUUCUGGGCGUUGAAGUACUCAUUUCUGGCCUCAUGUCUGCGGUUUCUGCCAGACUUGGGAACAAACACUUCGGGGCAUUAUUAUGAUUAUUCAAGCUGGUUUCAGGGUCUGCUUCGUUCUUGGUCUUCAUGGCCGGAGAUGCAUCCAAUGAGUCCUUGUUUUCUUAAGUAUGUUCAGUGGAAAGACAAUUUCACACCAGAGCUGGUCUGAAUAUGUACAGAUGGUGACAUGGGACAACAUGUAUUCAGCCUUGAAAAGCACAACUAGCUAGUCGUAAGAGCUGUAAUGUAAGCACUCGUGUGUAUAAUAGAAGCUCACUCGGGGUUGGGGUCAGCUCUCAUCAUGUCGAUUCCUGUACACUAAAAUCCGUCAUUCUCAAAUUUAUCUUGAGGCUGAAAAGUUUCCAGCUUUUGAAUCGCAGAUUGACUGACCCCAGCCCUGGUGCUCAUUCAGAUUGUCACACAGAGACACAAACACACAGACAUACUGACACACAUACUACUAUAAGCAAAUCCCUUUGCUCACAUCGCAGCCGUUGAAAUAUUUGAAAUAUUUGAUCUGACUUUUGUCAGCUGCUUUCAAAUUCUUCCUAAUUAUCAGUUUUGUUUUGUUUUUUUAGCCUGAAUCUUUGGAGAAAAAUUCAUCGUAGAAACUCUGUGCCUUCUGUCGCUUGCCCUGUGCCCCCUACCUCCCCUCAACCCCCCCCCCCCCCCCCGCCCCACCAACCUUAUCACUCAACCAAACAAUCAGUAAGUAGAUCAAUCAAUCAGUCGUUUCUCAAUCGGAUUUGUAACAAUCAAACCAAAAGGAAAUCCCGCUGGAUUGGUUACCGGGUGUAGCCAGCAUUGGGCUCCUUGUCACCUUAACAAUUGUCUAGUGCCUGAAACAAGGAUGUAAAUGCAGCGUUUGCCACUAAUCAACAAAGCAUCCGCAACAGUUAGCGAAGCAGAGCCACACAGUACGAUCAGUGCAAAGAGCUGCCUACUGUUCUGUGCCCCCCUCAACUAGAUCGCUGCAGUCCAGAGCCAUCGAUGAGUGGAGUUUGGCCGGGUUACACUGUGACCACCAUGUCGCUGCUACAAUAGAUACACAUGGAGAAGCCUGCUAGCUGGCCAUUUUUUAGAUUGGUGGCAAAACAGCUAAAUUUUGCACUUUGUAUAUCCUGUUUCCUCUGUCAGCAGUCCGGUCAGUGAAUCAGUGAAGCUUCUUUAUUCAAAUUUCUCAUGUAAAAAUAUGCCUGAAGUUUGCACUUAACCACAAAGGUGUGUCACACAGGUCACUGUUGGCUGGCCUCAUUUGGCCUUUGAUGAAGUGAUGAGACAAAAUUGGACAAGGCCUACAAAACAAUUCACUUUACUGGAACUUUAAACUUUAACUUUGCCUGGCUCAGGUGUUGACCUAUCACAUGCUUUAUGAGCAUCUUAGAAAUCACAUUUACAUAGCUUCAAGCUUUCUCGAACCGUUUUUUCCCACUAAACCUUCACUUCCUGUCCUCAUAUAGAACAAUCCCUGACUCACUGUGCUGGUCAUCAUGAGCACGCAGUGUGUCCAGUAUCCACAUCAUUGGAUGAGCAGUUAAACCCCCAAAAGUUACACUUAUUUCUAAUUUCUAUAUGAGUUCACAGUGGAUCAACAAACGAGUCACACUUUAUAUCGCUCACGUGCAAUUUAUGACAUCAGUGUAGUAAGAUGCCAAACACUGUUGAUAGCACCAACAUGGCUGCCACUGGAGUUUGACAUGGACAAGCUCUCGUAACUGAUGGCUCUGCUGCACCCGUUCUCCUGUUAGAUGAAUGAUGACAAUGUAAUAAUCAGCUUCAGAGGCCUGCGCUCUUAAGUUCUUGAAUUGAGUUGUUUGUAAAUUUGUUUUUUAAAGAAGACUUUUUGUUGUUCUCUCAGAGAGUUGUAUUUUGUACUUAAAGCAGUCCAUGGUAUUCUCAGGGGUUAAAAAAAACUUUAAAAAAAGAAGAAAAGGUUAGAAAAAUUUAUCGAAAAAGCGACGUAAGACAUAGAUACAUAUAUAUAUACAUACAUAUUUUAUAUCGUAUACAGUAUAUAUAUAUAUAUAUAUAAAGUGAUGUGUGUAUGUCUAGAAACUUCCUUAUUUGGCAAGCUUCACUGUUUGAACUCCUACACAAUUACUACUGAGCAUGUUCCUCCUCUCAGUAUGACCACAUGACCAUCAGCCCUGGGUUCAAUAGUCUCAACCAAUAAUUAAUGCUCAGUUUGUUUGAGUUGCCAGCUGAGUGGGACAGAUCAGAUCAGAUUGGCUUGGUGGUCAACUACCAGAAAGAUCUUUCUUGUCAUUCUCUCCAGACCCUACCUGUCUGGUUCCAAAUUUGGGUGAAAUAAAGCAUCGCAAGUAAUUUUUAAGGGCUGCUUGACCCAGGCCUGAUGAACAGACACUUAAAUAGAGGUGCAAGUCCAAUCUACUUCCUCUGUUUUGUUUUCUGUACCGACAGCUUCUAACCCGUCUUCUGAAGUGACCACGCCAAAGAACAGAUCUGUGUAUCAAGGCAGCAUAUUUACAGCUUAUCUACACAAACACACAUACACAUGCUCUGUCUCUGGUUUUCAAGAUGACGAAUGUGAGAUAAGGAUGACUCUGCCAGUGCUGUCCAGGUCAGCUCGGUUUAAUCCACGUCUCAGCCUGGUUCCACCCAGCUCCAUGGGGUUCAGUCAAAUGUGCUGUGGUGUUAUGUGACCUCCUCCACUGCAGGGGGCGCUGUUAAUUCUACCACCAGUAAACCCAAUAUGGAUCAUUCACAGGGGGGCUUCACAUAGGAAAAGCCUGUUGCCACAGUAAUGGACAGGCAAUGGUUGUUAAACGCAGACUCACACAUAUUAACCCCCAUCAGAAAAAGCCAAAUGCUGCUGAACUGAACACACAACAUACAUCUCUCUCUCUCUCUCUCUUUCACACACACACACACACACACACACACACACACACACACACUAGAGCUGGUAUAACAGGGUUAAAAUAUACAAGAUGACUAGUUUUUUAUGUAUAUGUGGUCCUGACUGCAUCAGGAAGUACUACUCAGAGUGAAACGCCCCCUAACAGCAGGAGAGUAUUAUUACAGGUGACAUCGCAGCAUGUCUGUCUCCUUUGUCCUUCAGGUGUAGCCAUCGUAGAAGAUUCACAUCAUUAGUCCUCCACGUUUGUCUCUUUUUCGUCAUAGAGAGGCAAAGUCUGGAAAAACCCUCUUGUCAAAGGCAGGGGUGAGAGGUGGAGGAAUUUGGACUUCUACGUUGGCUACCGUUAUUACAACCCACAUGGAAAAUGACCACAACAACACAUACGACAACAAUAACUGCAACAAAGCUUGUGUUUUGAAGCGAGGACGUGGUGAAGUACCAUUACGGCCCACAGAAUCCUCCACCGGGUGGUUGGUGGUUGUCACCAUACAUGUGUUGCAAAGACAGAAAAAUGUAAUCUUGGUUUCAAUAUUUAAUGUUCAGAGUAGCCUGACUUUGUAGACAGUGGUUUUAAACAAGGCCUCGCAUUUACGGCCUUAACAUGUAGUAGCAAAUACUAAGGCUGCACAGCGCUGGCAGGAAAAAAAAAAAAAAAAAAAAAAAACUUUUUUGGGCUGAAUUUCCUCUAGUUACGUGAACUGCUGUUUCUAAAGAUUCUCUCCUGUUUGUAAGUCAGAUUUUAACCCACGAACAGCACCGUAGUACCUUGUCAGGCAAAUUGUAUCUUAGAUUUUUUUUUUUCCCCUUGAUGCUGUGCAGCCUUGGCAUACACAAACUGGUUAUUAUUCUAUAUUUACAGUGUGGCUUCAAUGCCCUCUCCUUCCGCUUUGUAGAAACUGUAGACUGGAGUCUUUUGCAGGUUCUUUUUAUCAAUAUCCACUAGAAUACAACUUCAAAGCAUCACUGUCCUCUGUGUGGUACAUUGGUGUGGGUGUUGGCUCGCAGCCCAAAAUGUGCUCUGAUGAUCUUUGAAUUUUGCAACUCCUGUCAGGUCGGAUAUCCGCAUGAUAUGAGAUCCAGAUUAGAUUUUUUUUUGUUUGUUUCUUUCUUCUCUGGGUUUAAUUUGGAAUAUCAGUCAUGGCAUUUAAAAUUGUCAGAGUGAAAUAUCAGUGUCAGUAUCGGCAGCUCUGGCGGAAUAUUGGAGGUUAUGUUCCUUUGUGCAAGCCCACCAUUUAGAGUGCAUGGUUAAGAUGUUUUGCACAAUGGAUAAAUGUACAACCAUGCAGUUUUGUCAGUGGUGAGCUGCUGCAUGUGUGAGAGCAAAUCCCUCUCCCCCCGGAGUUGGCAUGAAUGCUACGCCACAGAAAUAAGCUGGUGGGCAUCAUGUAAUGGCAGGUCAGAAACACACCUACACACAAUGAUGCAUUCCACCUAGAUUUCUUCUGAAAAGCUGGUUAAAGGCCAACACUGAUUGCUGCAGGCAAUUGGAACCACUCCUAUAAUUCGCACAGCUGCUGUGUACUGUGCUGACACAGUUGUAAAACCCCUUGGAAAGACAUCACUGCACCAGCAGGGCUGGGUUCCUCAGAACUUCCUCAGCUGAGCAAAGAUCAUGUUUAAAGCUUUUUAUUAGCAGGGAGGCGGGUUAGGAUCAUCCAGCUACAAAGCGCUGGUAAAUUUUGUUGUA